This is a messenger RNA of Protopterus annectens (West African lungfish), 682 nucleotides long. RefSeq names its product U7 snRNA-associated Sm-like protein LSm11. The transcript has a single exon. NCBI's taxonomy places the organism in Eukaryota, Metazoa, Chordata, Ceratodontiformes, Protopteridae. Gene Ontology annotation, molecular function: U7 snRNA binding. Gene Ontology annotation, cellular component: U7 snRNP. The record is from RefSeq and is a predicted model, not a curated record. Gene Ontology annotation, biological process: mRNA 3'-end processing by stem-loop binding and cleavage. Bases 215 to 682 code for a protein of 155 amino acids.
AUGAUUUGCAGGGAUCGAGGCGUGCGAGUCCCAAACAGUGUUGCUGUGGUUCAUAUUCCCACACAUCCAUGCCUGAAUUUUGGCGUUACACCCUUGCUCUUGCUUGCAGACAUAUUUUAAAAGGUGAACAUUUCCCUCUCUCGGCCAACAACAGAAAUAUCAUUUGUCUAACAUAGUCAUUUUCCCAUGGUGCUCAGCUGCGGGUCUUUCGAAUAUGGAAGGGGAGGAGGAAGCGGGGAAAGUUACGGCCUCUCUGUCUGAAGAGGUAAUUGGGAGGCAUGAAGAAGAGGGACUAAGAGAUAAGGGUGUUGAGUGUGAUGAAAACGACAGUGAGGAUGAGGAUAGCGAUGAAGGAAAACUAGAUAUUAGUUCAGAUACGUUUGAUCCGCUGCUAGCCCUUUAUUCAGACAAGACACCCCUCCCAUACCCUAAUGUGAAAUGUUUUAACAAUUUAGCGGAAUAUGAGAGUUUUCUCAAAGGGAGAGGCCGAACUCAAAGUGGACCCCCAAAGGAAAAAAAGGAAAAACGAAGAUGCAAACCUGCCCCUGAUCCUGAGCGAAUUGAAAGACUGAAGGGUCUUAUUUUACCUGAGAAAAGAGAGGAGGCAGAGAAACUUAGGACAGCCCCCCGGAGACAGAAGGCUCCCAAAAAUGUACUCACUAGGAUGCCACGUGAGUAUUAA